AUGAAUUCAAGCUCAGCUGCAUCUAAAUUAAUAAGAAAGGCUUAUCAUGCUGGCUCAUGGUACACAGAUGACCCAGAGGAACUGAAUACCUAACUUUCAGGAUACUUAGCUAAUAGCUAACCAAUUCCUGAAGACUCUCAUUAGCAUCUUAAAGCCUUGAUCGGCCCACAUGCUGGCUUCAGAUACAGUGGACCAACUGCAGCUUGGGCCUACAUUAAUAUCAGAAAUCCAGAGUAGUACAAGAGAGUGUUCCUUCUAGGACCCUCGCAUAAAGUUUUUCUUGAUUUCAUCGCUACUACAGUCUGUACUGAAUGGGCUACCCCACUAGGAAACCUAAAAGUGGACCAUGAUACAAUAAAAGAGCUUUUAUCUAAGGGUAAUAAUGAUGGAGAUGAGUUGUUCUAGCAGAUUGAUAAAAAGUACGAAGAGAAUGAACACUCCUUAGAGAUGCAUAUUCCUUACAUUAGAAAGAUGUUUGAAGGUUAAGAUGAUGUCUAACUAGUACCAUUAAUGGUAGGUCAGAUACCAAAUGAUAAAUUUGAUAGAUACGCAGAAAUCCUCAAACCAUAUUUCCUUGAUGCGCAAACUUUAUUUGUGGUAUCUAGUGAUUUCUGUCACUGGGGUAAACGCUUCCAGUUCACUCUUAGAUAUAAGGAUGAUAAAAAGGCUUAACCUAUUUACAAAAGCAUAGAGACAUUGGAUCACGAGGGUAUGAACUUAAUUGAAAUGCAUGAUUUCUCUGGCUUCCAAUAAUACCUAACUAGUUAUAAGAAUACAAUAUGUGGUAGAUUCCCAAUUCAAAUGCUUUUGGCAAUAAUCAAAUCUGUUUAGAAAUCAAACAGUGCAGACUAUGAGGUUGAGACCAAGUUUGUAAAGUAUGCAUAGAGCAGCUAAGUGCAAGAUGAUGAAGAGGACUCUUCAGUUAGCUAUGCUAGCUCUUAUACCCUUUUGAAGCCAAAGAAAUGA
Stylonychia lemnae is the source of this 966-nucleotide messenger RNA. The record is from the annotation of a GenBank genome assembly. NCBI's taxonomy places the organism in Eukaryota, Ciliophora, Spirotrichea, Sporadotrichida, Oxytrichidae.